UGCACAGCUGAGGAGCGCAGAAGAUGAAGUCCUGACUCCAGGUGAUCCAGGUGUGCUGAUUGACUGAAGUUGUUGGCUAACCUCAGUGACAUUCAUGCUAACUCUUCUGACCUGACAUCAACACUCCACCUGUUCCUGACUUCAGAAGAAGUGACAACAGACACUGUGUUGAACUUGUAUCAGUGAGUGGAUGGUGGCAGUUUUGGUGACAGAGGAAACCACCUAUGGAUGUGUAAACCAGUGACAACAACGACGACAACAACACAAAGACAAACUUGGUGCCAUUCUGGAAACAUUCAAUCCACAAGGGAGGACCCGUUCAUGCAUGUCACCCCCAGCACACAUGAGAAGGUCACCAGCACGUGAAUAUGAGUUUCCCUGAGAGCUUGAAUGAGAUAUUGAGAAAGUAGUGCUGGAAGCCGCAGUGCUGAGCUCCCCGCAGAGGACACAGCUCCGAGCUCAGACACGCAGUGAAUAGAGAGUGUCCCCCCCUCCUCUGCGUCCAGCUGUGGGCACCUACCUCAGCGCGUGGGAGCAUGUCCAGCCCGGUUUGCUGCAGAGACGUGGACCGAGAGAGGUGCAGCAGCAGCAGCAGCAACAGCAGCCAGGACCAGGACGACGACGCGCCGGGACACCUGCCACCCGAGGAACGGCGACGUGACCGGCGGGAGGAGCCGAGGAGGAGAGCGCGAUGCGGAUUCUGCUGCUCCUGGAUGAAGAGACGACAGAGGAGUGAGGUCUGACAGCAGGGAGACUCUGCUCAGAGGAGGGAGGUCUACUCUGCUCAGAGGAGUCAGGUCUGACAGAGAGACUCUGGUCUAACAGGGAGACUCUGGUCACAGACUGACCUCCACAUCCCCGGCUGUGGAUGAUGCGCUGUGUGAGGGUUUCCUCACGUUAACAUCAAGCAGAGCUCAUUCAUGUGCAUUUAAUUCAUAAAAAAAGAAUACAGCAGGGAGUCAGAGGUCACGGUCAUCUUUAGAACAGCGCCCCCCUCAGCUCACUGUGGGGUACUACACUGCUGAGAAGAGGCACCGUUAUGAGGCAGAUUUGAGAGUGCUGUUUCAGCCUGUUUCCUCCCUCCCUCUCUCCAUCCCUCAGAUUCCUUCAGUCCAGCCUCUCAUGAUGCAUUAACUUCAGAGGCCAUUAACCACUCGCUGUAAAACACAUCGGACCCUCCUAAUGGCGGCCUGGUCACCAGCGUCCCCUGAUAUCUGAGCACACCAAGGUUAGAGGAGGACGUCCGGGCGCUGGGACUGUGGGAGCAGAGAUAUGCUUACAGAGCACAUUUCCUUCCUCUCCGUCAUGCCAAGACGCUCUCUCUCCGUGUGGGCCAUCCAUCUUCAUACAGAGAGGGGACAGAGACCUUCAACUCCCAACACACACCACCAGAGGUGACGAGCAUCCGUCAGAAACAGGCCGGCGCUCCAUCAGCUGUUCUGUCAGAUGAGAGGAGGAUGGCAGUGUCACAUCACAGCUGGACAGAGACAGAGAUAAGUGCUGACGGUCGCCUGUCACUCCUCGGCGGUGUCCCAGUCCACAGAGGAGGUGUGUGUUAGAGUCUGGCUGCAUGCAUACGUGGCUACGUGUGUGUGAAGUGGUCACACACACACACACAAACAAACACACUGACAGAGGUCUCUGUGUGAAGCUGGAGGUGUCAGUGAGUCAUGGCGCUCUUUCACCGCUUGUUGCUCUUGUCCUGUUUGGUGCCGCUCACGCUGAGCUCGCCUUUCUUCCCUCCGACGUGUUACUCCAAGGUGCUGAGCAUGGCCCGGGAGCUCACCGGGUGGGCUGCACACCUGAAGAGGGACUAUGAGACGGGUUACUGCAUGGCCCACAUGCCAGAUCUCUACCUUGAUGUCCACAACGCGUGCGUGAUGCAGAAAAUCAGGAUCUACAUCUCCCUGGUGGAAGAGAUGAGACAGAGACGCUGCGCCUACACCAGAGAAGUGAGGAAGUUCGGGGGAACUCUGAGGCAGCUCUUCAUCUUCAUGUCCGAGAAAUGUCACGGGGAGUUGGUGUUCACCAGCUACGACUGUGCGGCGUUGGAGCGCUGACAUGAUGGAUCAACAUUACAGUCCUAAAAGAGACAGUCAUUUUUUUAUAUAACCAAAUAUAUCCUUUGUUUCAUGACUGGGAGGAUGUUUCAUAUAAAUAAACAUAUUAAAAAGCU
Molecule: messenger RNA, 2176 nt
Organism: Notolabrus celidotus (New Zealand spotty)
Lineage: Eukaryota; Metazoa; Chordata; Actinopteri; Labriformes; Labridae
Product: cytokine-like protein 1
Exons: 11
Coding region: 1671-2060 (129 amino acids)
Biological process (GO): positive regulation of transcription by RNA polymerase II
Source: RefSeq, a predicted model, not a curated record